UAUAGUUCCGUGCUAAGAAGAUUGUUGAUAUUCUGUUUUAAAAGUCAAAGUCGUUUAACGGUUUUGAUCUGGUAAAUUCACUUAAAUGUACUUUUAAAUGGACCUGUUGUUAUAAGUAUUGUUUGAUAAAAUUCAUUACAAUGGGUAUACUUAAUAGCAAAUUUGAUGCAGACAUUCCUGCUGAUGAAUUACUUGAAGAAAAUGCACCAUCUACUCCAAAAUUGUCAAACAAAAUUACCCAUGUUCAAGAAUUAGAUCCUCGUUCUCCAAGUUUGAAUAUAGUUAGGACACCUUUAGAGUUACUAACUUCAUCCACUGAAACUCUUGAACCAAGAAUCCCUAUAAGAAAUAAAAAUAUUCUCUUAGAAGUAGAUCCGAGGUCUCCCACAACAGAUUUUGAAAGAACACCCAUUAUAAUAGGUUCUAAAAUUUCUGAUUUCCGUAGAAAACUACACAAUAAAAAUUUGGACAAAGCUAAUUUAGCAGAAUUAAUAGAUACACAAUCUUCCAGUAUUCCUCCAAAACUUCUUGAAAGUAGUCCCAUAAGAGUCCGUCUAGAUUCACACAAAAGACGUUCUUUAGUAGGUCUAUUAGAAACUAAUAUAGAUUAUACAGAAACUGAUUUAGAUUCAAUAUUGCAAGAAAAAUAUAGAAUUGAAGAGAAUGAUCAAUAUAAACAUUUAGAUGAUGAAUACAUAGCUAAGGAAGAUAAGAUUGAUAUAUCUACUUCUGUUGAUUCUUCAAAAGAUGUGCUUGAUGAAAUGCCACAAAUAAUGGAAAACAUUAACACAAAUUUUGAAAGUAUGCAAAUAGUCUCUGAAACUGAAGCAGAACAAGAUGUACCAGUAAAAGUAGAAGUACGUGAAGCUCCAGCUGGUAUAUUUACAAGUUCAAGUGUAUGUCAUGAAGAAAUAAAGUCACAACCUUCAAAACCAUUGAUUAAUAUAACUGCAGAUGUCAAGGAGUUGGAUAAAAAAUUGACAAAUCUUAUAUAUGAAGAUGAUUUUGUUGUAUGUCCUAGAAUUGUACAAUUGAGAGAAAAUAUGGAAAGGUCACCUUUAAAAAAUAGAAAUGGUAAUGAAUUUAUAGCUAAAUCUACACAAAAGUUGAAAGUUAGUGACAAACCCAGAUCUGAUUAUGUUGUUAGUAAAAUUCCAGUGUUUAAAUCAAGAAAAGGUAAUGCUAAAGAUCAAGUACAAUGUGAGAAUACACCUCCAAGGCAUAUGGACAAAAAUAAGGCCAAGGCUAGAAAAAGUGAUUGGGACAAUAAAGAUACUACAUUGUAUCUAUGAAUAUAGUUGUUUUUUCUUUACUGGUGUAUGUUUUCAGAAGAGCCAUUAGUUAUUGUUCACUUUUUGACAAAAUACUAGUGUUAGUUUUGUAUUAUACAUCAAUUAAUUUAAAUAAAAUUUUUUAUAAAAAGUCA
Diorhabda carinulata is the source of this 1426-nucleotide messenger RNA. RefSeq lists its product as uncharacterized. The transcript is spliced from 2 exons. The record is from RefSeq and is a predicted model, not a curated record. Lineage: Eukaryota; Metazoa; Arthropoda; Insecta; Coleoptera; Chrysomelidae. The coding region runs from base 141 to 1292 and encodes 383 amino acids.